This is a messenger RNA of Dermatophagoides farinae (American house dust mite), 2515 nucleotides long. RefSeq names its product RNA binding motif single stranded interacting protein alan shepard. The record is from RefSeq and is a predicted model, not a curated record. NCBI's taxonomy places the organism in Eukaryota, Metazoa, Arthropoda, Arachnida, Sarcoptiformes, Pyroglyphidae. Gene Ontology annotation, cellular component: ribonucleoprotein complex. Gene Ontology annotation, molecular function: RNA binding.
UUUUAUUUCUGUAUUGUGCUAUCAUCAAGUGUUACAUUUUUUUUUAAAAUGUUAAUUAUUACUUGUCAUAAUCAAUGAAUGACAAAUUACAUUUGGUGAUUCAUUCCAAAAGGUUGUCAAUAGGUUUUUUUCCAAAAAAUUUAUAUUCUAAUAAUGUGAUAUUGAUAUACAUUGUUUGAAUGAUACGACAAUCACUUUAUCAUCCCUUCAACUGUUUCUAUCAUCAAACAUUUUUUUUUGUAAUUAUUUUACCAUCAAUGAUCAUCAUUACUACAUGAAAAAUAAUGAAGCAAGAAUCACAGCCAAAAAUUUUAUAUAGUAGAGCAUUGCAAGGUUCAAUGUCGAAUACAACUUCAUCGACAACAUCAACAACAAAUAAUAUAAAAACAAUGAGUAGUGGUAAUAAUAAUAAUAAUAUAAAUCAACAACAAUCGAAAACAACACUUGUCGUUUCGCCAUCAUCAACGACAAUAACAACAACAUCAUCGAUUCUGGCAAAUUCAAUGGUAGACAUGAAUGGACCGAAUAUGUCUUCGUAUCAUCAACAUUCGCCACAUUUACCUCAUUUAAAUAAUAACAAGCGACAUAAUGAUAGUGAUAAAGUUCAGCAAAUAGGUACAAGUGGUGGUAGUAGUGUUGUUGUUGGAAUCGGCGGCAAUGGCCGAACAAUAUUGCCAAAUUCUUCACAACAAACAAACAUGCCAUUCCGCAUGUCUAAUAAAAAUUGCCUACAACAAUCAUCAUCAAAUAAUAAUUAUUCGAUUCGCCAUACACAGCCUUAUCAUAAUUCCCGAAUUUCAUCACAACAACAGCAACAACAAAUUACGUCUUCCGUUUCACCAUCAACAACAUCAGCAGUUUCAGCUGCUGCUGCUGCUGCUGUUGGAACCGGAAAUCAAAUGGUACAAACCAAUAAUAAAUUAUCAACAAAUGGAUCAUCUACCUCCAUAAAUGUUCCAUCGAUUAAUAGCGGAAAUAAUGCCAACAAUAAUAGUACAACAAGUGGAAAUAAUAAUAAUAAUAGCAGUUUGUCCAUGAAUUCAACAACAAAUGUAAACACACAAAAUGGAACGACAGCAUCGAUAUUGUCGUCGGAUAAAUCGGAUUCAUCAACAUUAACAACAAUCAGUAAAACAAAUUUAUAUAUUCGUGGUUUGACGCCAAAUACUACUGACAAAGAUCUUCAAUUACUUUGCCAACCUUAUGGUAAUAUUGUCUCGACAAAAGCUAUUCUAGACAAGGAAACCAACAAAUGCAAAGGCUAUGGUUUUGUUGAUUUUGACAAUCCAAACUCUGCCGAACAAGCAGUUAAGAGUUUAAUUUCACAAGGUGUUCAAGCACAAAUGGCAAAAUGUACUGAUACAAAUAGAAACAAAACAAUGCAGCAAAAGAUUCUUCAACAAGAACAUGAUCCAACAAAUUUGUAUAUUGCAAAUCUACCGAUGACUAUGGCCGAAACAGAUUUGGAAGCAAUGCUUUCAUUAUAUGGUAAUGUCAUAUCAACACGUAUCUUAAAGGAUUCGAAUGGUACACCACGUGGUGUAGGAUUUGCUCGAAUGGAAAGUAAAGAAAAAUGUGAAAGUAUCAUUAACAUUUUGAAUGGAAAAUUAUUACCUGGCGGUAAAGAUACAUUGUUGGUGAAAUUCGCUGAUGGUGGUAGCAAAAAGAAGAAUCAUUAUAAGAAUGAAAGUCGUUAUCGAAGCGAUGUUGAUCAACUUCAAAUGGGAUUCGAUUCUACAAAUUUGACUACGAACGGUGGUGUAACUGCUAUGUUGCCAUCACCAUUGAGUGCUACUUCGUAUCAAAGAUUUUCAUCUCCAUACCAAAAUCCAAUGCAAGCAAAUCCAUGGAUGCAUCAUCAAGCACCUCAGCCCCAAUAUAUAAUGCAACCACAAUUGAUGGAUCCGAAUGCUGCUACAGCGCUUCAAUUUUCUCCCGCAUUAAUGCAUCAAUUGACAGCACAAAUGUCGCACAUACAAUUGGGUGGUGUUUCAGGAACGGCUGGGGUAUGUAAAUCAUUUUUCAUAUAUAUUUUUAUUUAUCAAUUUGUUUCUUUUUCAUUAUCACAGUACCAUUUACCGGGUAAUCCACAUCCAUAUGGAACACAACUUUAUACACCACAAUUGAUACCAACAAUGCCCAUGUCUGGAGUUUCUGGCGAUCAACAAGAUCCAAUCAAUCCAUCCCAAUCAGUGAGCAGUGGAAGUGUUUCGGGUGAAGAUCCUCAACAACAUCAACAACAAUCGAAUCCACAACAAACAUCGCAGCAGGCACCACCGCCGCCUAAUUUUCAAUUAUGUUAUGGUCAACAAAAAUAAAAAUGAUACGGUCAAUCAAUUUUUUUCAAGAGCAUUUUUCAUCAUUAUCAAUGACACCACCCAUGGAUAUUGAUUAUCUUGAUCUAUUAUAAAAUGCUCAAUGUUUUAUCUUUUUGACCCAAAAAUUAAUCGAAUGAAAAACAAAAUCUGUUGUUGGUGGUGAUUUAUCAAAUAUUGAUUGAUUGAACAAAAAAAAA